Messenger RNA from Lycium barbarum (goji berry), 821 nucleotides. Its product is annotated as ethylene-responsive transcription factor 1-like. Gene Ontology annotation, molecular function: DNA-binding transcription factor activity; DNA binding. NCBI's taxonomy places the organism in Eukaryota, Viridiplantae, Streptophyta, Magnoliopsida, Solanales, Solanaceae. Bases 50 to 664 code for a protein of 204 amino acids. Gene Ontology annotation, biological process: ethylene-activated signaling pathway; regulation of DNA-templated transcription. The transcript has a single exon. The record is from RefSeq and is a predicted model, not a curated record.
CUAAAUCCCAUAAAUCUCUUUCCUUAGAUUUGUCGACCAAUUAAAGAGAAUGAUGCAGCCUGGAGUUAUUUCAUCUGAAGAUUUUGACCUAAGCAAUAUUUUAGGCUACGAUUCCCUGGAACAUUUCAGUGAAGAUUCAGAAAUCUUUUCAGAAACUAGCCCAUUCAAUAAUAUUAUUAGCUCUUCCCAACAAAUAAAUGAUUCCACUCCUAGUCCUAGUUCAAUAUUACAAGUGGAGCGUGGUGUAGACGCUCCACCAAAUUGGAGGAGAUACCGAGGCGUGAGGAGGCGGCCAUGGGGUAAGUUCGCGGCGGAGAUAAGGGACCCCUCGAAGAAAGGGAAUAAUAGGGUAUGGCUGGGUACAUAUGAGACACCUGAGGAUGCAGCAUUGGCUUAUGAUCGUGCCGCAUAUAAAAUGCGAGGGGCACGAGCCUUGCUCAAUUUCCCUCAUUUGAUUGGUUCAAAUGUAGUCGACCUUAAUAGAGUGAAGCCCAAGAAACGUUUACACUCAUCUCCCUCCAAAACAACCAAUGGCUCUCCAACUCCAAGUCCAAAGAAGAGAAAUGUUGAGUUAAUAAACAACCUAGCCAAAUCCACCAAUUUCAAUGCUCAUAGUAUCAUGGGGAGGUUUGAGUUUGGCACUUUGCUUAAUACUAGUAUUUAAUUUUGUGCCCUAGAAAAAGAAAAAGGAAAAAAGAAAGAAGAAAAGAUGAUAUAGUGGUAUCGGUGAGAGUUUUUUACACAAUAAGUGUGGGUUCGAUUCUCACCGUCUCUUGUAGCGGAAAAAAUAUUAUAGCUAGAGGAGUUGAGCCUCAUUAUCA